AUCUUUGAUUCAAUUUGAUUUACAUCUUCACAAAUGGUGUUAUUAAAUCAUUUUUUUCCCGUUUAAUUAAUUGAAUGAGUAUUUGCUUGAUUAAAAAGCGGACAAUUAUUAUUGCAUUUCCAAAAAGUAGCUGAUUUCAUUUACUGCUGAUUGAUUCUAGGGUUUUGGCUAAUUGUUGAAGAUAUAGUAAGUUUUGUUGUGAAAAUAUAGCUGAUUUCAAAUUUGUCAUAUUAAUAUUGAGCAGGAUUACUAUUAUCAUUGCACUAAUUUAGAAUUGUUUGAUUUUUCCUGCUCUUGGUUUGAUUGAUGAAAAUGUUGAUGAAUGAAAAUGUGGGUCUGAAGUAGAUUAGGAACAAUUUCCAGAAGAUAGGAAAAUCACGACUAUUUCAAUUAUGUGAGGACUUACCUGAAAAUCGUGUACAUUUCAUAAAAAGGACAAGAUGUUUAUGGGGAGCACUGGUCGUCUUCCUGAAUAUAACUCGUUAAACGAUACAUUGGUUCUUGAUGACAAUUUAGAAGCAGAUGAGGAUAGAGAAACAGAUGACUCUAGCGAGAUUAUAUACAUGGCCUCCUUUGAUGAACUUGCUCGAAAUUGCCUUCAGUAUGAGACCAUCAUAUGGCUGUCUAUAUCACUGCUGUUGGUUUUGGCUUGGGGAAUUGGGGUUAUUAUGUUGCUAUACCUACCCUUUAAACGAUAUGUGCUCAUGAAGGAUAUUUCUUCUCGGAAGUUGUACGUCACACCGACUGAAAUUGUCUACAAGGCAUCUAGACCAUCAUUUUUACCCUUUUGGAAAACUGUGACGAUGGAGAGACACAUUCCUUUGUCCUUGGUAAUUAAUGUAAUCAUAGAGCAAGGUUGUUUACAGUCUGUAUAUAGCAUACAAACUUUCAGAGUAGAAAGCAUUGCGCGUGGUAAAGCUGCUCUGGUGGAUGAAUUGCAGGUUCAAGGAGUAUCAAACCCAGGACAUUUGAGGAAGGUCAUUAUUGCUGAAGCUUCAAAAGUUUUUCUAAAUGCUGAAAAGACUAUAAAUCACGUGUCAUCCUCGAAUGAAAGAUUUGCUUCUUUGAGACUAUCAUCCAAAAAGUGGAAGUUACAGGCUGAAAAUUCUCUACAUUAUGCAGAAUUUACAGAGCACAGAGAAACAGCCUCACGAGAGCUUUUCUUGCAUAAACUUGAUGAUUUGGAUAAAUCUGUUAAGGAAAUUGAGUCUCUCAUUGAUAAGUCCCAACCCCCAUCAAAGUUAGCUGAAUGAUUUGAAGAGGUGGCUUAGGGUGUGUUAGCCUCCUGUUCUAUUUUCGGCCGAUUAGAUUGAGUUUUAUAGCGUGCACGUCAAUGACAAUCUUGUGUAAUUCCUCCGUCUUAUUAUACUUGCAACUGAAAUGAUACUUUAUCAAACAAUGUCAUAAUCAGUUACAAUUAUUUAUGAAUGGAGGUAAUAUACUUAGAUGUUUUUGAUUAUUCUUGUUAUGGGUCAAAUUCGAUGAUUGUAAGCACAGAUAUAACUUGUUGCUGUAAAUAUAUAUUACCAAGUUAUUAGUGUCAUAAUUUUUUGGGCAUGUUAGAAAAUUGAUUUUACUCUUAACAUCAAAUUCAAAGCUGUUAAUUCUUGCCU
Messenger RNA from Amaranthus tricolor (Joseph's coat), 1613 nucleotides. RefSeq lists its product as uncharacterized. NCBI's taxonomy places the organism in Eukaryota, Viridiplantae, Streptophyta, Magnoliopsida, Caryophyllales, Amaranthaceae. The record is from RefSeq and is a predicted model, not a curated record. The transcript has 7 exons. Bases 441 to 1253 code for a protein of 270 amino acids.